Messenger RNA from Colletotrichum gloeosporioides, 573 nucleotides. Its product is annotated as putative RNA-binding protein C25G10.01. Gene Ontology annotation, molecular function: RNA binding. Lineage: Eukaryota; Fungi; Ascomycota; Sordariomycetes; Glomerellales; Glomerellaceae. Gene Ontology annotation, cellular component: spliceosomal complex. Gene Ontology annotation, biological process: positive regulation of mRNA splicing, via spliceosome. The record is from RefSeq and is a predicted model, not a curated record. Bases 1 to 573 code for a protein of 190 amino acids. The transcript has 5 exons.
AUGGCUACCACAUCCAUGGAUUACGAGGCCGCCAAUGGCGACCGCUACGAUGACGAGGCUCCUCGUUACGAGCGCGACAACCGCAGCGCUUCCCCUCGUCCCAUCCGCGAUGAUGGCGACUCUGGACGCCGUCGCUCUGCUUCGCCCGCUGGCAACGGCGACCGUGGCAAUAAGGACGAGACUGGCUCCAAGGGUGGUGAUGAUGACGGCGCUAUCAAUCCUGGCUCCAAUCUCUUCGUCACCGGCAUCCACCCUCGCCUGACCGAGUCCGAGGUGACUCGUUUGUUCGAGAAGUACGGUGAGGUUGAGAAAUGCCAGAUCAUGCGCGACCCCCACACCAAGGAGUCCCGUGGUUUCGGUUUCGUCAAGAUGGUCACCUCGGACCAGGCCGAUGCUGCCAAGGAGGGUCUGCAGGGAGAGCAGAUCGAAGGCCGUACCCUCAGCAUCGAGAAGGCCCGUCGUGCUCGUCCUCGCACUCCCACCCCUGGCAAGUACUUUGGUCCUCCCAAACGUGGCUACAGCGAUGCCCCUGCCCGCUCUGAGGCCCGUGAGCCCUACGGAGGUUCUCGCUGA